Messenger RNA from Danio rerio (zebrafish), 1744 nucleotides. Lineage: Eukaryota; Metazoa; Chordata; Actinopteri; Cypriniformes; Danionidae. The record is from RefSeq and is a predicted model, not a curated record.
UUGUGUUGUUUGGUCCUGUUCAUGGAGUCUUUUCAAACUCAACAUUUGCGGUCUGCAUUUCUACAUUAUGGAGAGUUCCAAGCUGAAGCUGAAGCCUGAAGUAGGGCUGCUGGGUGGAGUGUCUCUCAUUGCUGGAGUCAUAAUUGGAUCUGGAAUUUUCAUUUCCCCUCAAUAUGUGCUGAUUUUUAUGGGAAGUCCAGGUGCUAGUCUGAUCAUUUGGACUCUUUGUGGAUUGUUGGCCAUGGUAGCUUCUUUGUGCUAUGCUGAACUGGGAACUGUGAUUCGUGAGUCUGGAGGAGAGUAUAUUUACAUCUUGCGCACUUCAGGUAACGUCAUGGCAUUUAUAUGCGCCUUCACCAACAACAUUGUGGUAAGACCAACUGGCAUGAUUGCAUCAGCACUUGUCUUUUCCCAAAAUGCCCUUGCACCUUUCUAUGAGGAUUGUCCACCACCAAAUGUAACAGUGAAGUGCUUUGCAGCCCUGGGGAUUUUGACAUUGACAGUUGUGAACUGCCUGAAUGUGCGCUCCUCCAUCAAAGUCACAGUGUUAUUCACAGCUAUUAAGGUGAUGGCGCUUAUAAUAAUUAUGAUCGGGGGACUUGUGCUGCUCAUUCGAGGAACCACAUCCAACAGCCUCCAAAAUUCCUUUGAAGGGACCACGCUGAGCAUUAAAACCAUGGGUAUAGCCUUUUACCACUGUUUAUGGGCGUACGAUGGCUGGAAUACUUUAAACUUUGUUACCGAAGAGGUCAAUCGUCCUGAGGUCAACCUGCCGAGGGCACUGAUGAUUGCUAUUCCCAUGGUCACGAUUCUCUACCUACUAGUCAAUGUCAGUUAUCUGGUUGCCAUGUCACCCGCAGAGAUGAUAUCAUCUAGUGCAGUAGCUGUGACAUGGGGAAAUAAGGUGUUAGGAGGAUGGGGCUGGGUGAUGUCCAUUGCUGCAGCACUCUCAUCCUUUGGUUCUCUAAAUGGAUCCUUUUUCAGUGGAGGACGAGUGUGUUACGUUGCAGCAAGAGAGGGCCAUAUGCCUGACAUACUAGCCAUGGCUCACAUGCACCGGCUUACUCCAUCUCCUGCCCUCAUUUUCAACACUGUCAUUGCUCUUAUUGUUCUCAUUCCCGGGGACUUCCAGGCAAUAGUCAACUUUUUAAGCUUUACUGCCUGGUUCUUCUAUGGAGUAACGUUAUCAGGUCUUCUAUAUUUAAAAAUCAAGAAACCUGAACUUCCCCGGGCAAUUUCGGUACCCAUAAUCCUUCCCAUCGUGGCUUUGCUGGCUGCAGUGUUCCUGGUGCUGGCUCCUAUCAUCGAUGACCCUCAGAUAGAGUACCUCUAUGCGGUCAUCUUCAUACUGAGCAGCAUUGUGAUUUAUAUACCUUUCAUUCACUUCAAGCUGUUUCCAGGAAUGUUAAACAAACUCACAGUCUUCCUUCAGCUUUUUCUAGAGGUAGCACCGACUGCCAAAAACCUGUAAUGCUGCACCAACAGUAAUGUCAAAUGUUGUGCUUUCCAUAUUCAAAUGCUACAAACUGUUAGAAAUGUUAUAGACGUGUGAAAAUCGGUUUAAAGAGGACCUAUUAUGCAAAAAAAUCACUUUUAUAAGGGCUUUAAACACAGUUCUGUGUUAUUAAAUUCAACUUAAGAAGUUCUAUAUAUAUCCCUGUACACAAGAAGUAGGCCAUUUAGAUCCUCUAAGAUUGACUACAACAAUUUAGUCAGUACAGCCCUGCUGAAAAAUCCAUCUUAA